Callorhinus ursinus (northern fur seal) is the source of this 4405-nucleotide messenger RNA. It is a transcript of the gene TRIB2, whose product is annotated as tribbles pseudokinase 2. NCBI's taxonomy places the organism in Eukaryota, Metazoa, Chordata, Mammalia, Carnivora, Otariidae. Gene Ontology annotation, biological process: positive regulation of proteasomal ubiquitin-dependent protein catabolic process; protein phosphorylation; regulation of MAP kinase activity. The record is from RefSeq and is a predicted model, not a curated record. Gene Ontology annotation, molecular function: protein kinase activity; mitogen-activated protein kinase kinase binding; ATP binding. Gene Ontology annotation, cellular component: nucleus.
CACACGCGCACACAGGGCCCCGCUCGCUCCGAGAUCCCCGGCCACGUAAGUAACUAUUAAUACCGCCUCGCCGGGAGUUGCGGGCGUGCUGAGCUCGGGGAUUGGCCUCGGGCACCAUCGGCCAUCCCCUUCAAUUUUAAAUACACAUUCUUACCUCUGCGGAAGAAAGAAAAAUAAAUAAAUAAAAGACGAAGAAGAAAAGGCAUCAAUUUUCUCCAAAACAAACCCCAGCGGGCAAUUUGGGUUUAGGGUCGGGGGAGACGGAGUGGUUGUAAAUUAUUCCAAGGCAAGAUCCAGUUAUCCAGCGGGAAAGGAACGCCGCAGGUUGGCUGGGGGCGCAUUCCCUUCCAGCGCCCGGAGGAUCCCCCCCUCCUCCCGCCCGGAAGCUCGUGCCGGGGGAAUCGGAGACCAUUGAUCUACCCUCGUCCGUACCCGCACUUCUCGCUUUAUUCGGAGGACGAUCUGGAGCACGAGCGAGCUGCGACAGCAUGAGCCUGUGCUGACCUCCGCCCGGCGGAUCAACCCGGGCUUUGUCGCGGUACCUGCGCCCAGCCGGCGCCGCAACUCUGUGCCCGGCUUUUGCAGUCUUUUGUUGGCAGCGGUGACCGCUCUAAGUUAAAUGCUCCCUUGCUAUUCUUUUUCUUCUUCUUUUUUUUUUUGUCUGUUUGUUUAAAUUUUGGAGAGCUCUUGCGAUCUUGGAAAAGCCUCAGACGCCAUCUACAGUUAAAACGUAGGUAACUACCCUCGCCGGCGCCCCCCCUUCCACGCCCCCCACCCUUUCCACCAAAAAAAGGGGUGCAGCGCGGAUUCUGUCUGCCGUGCGGCGCGAGCCGGUAGACCCGUGCUUAUUUCCUUUUUCUUUUUGUUUGGUUUCUAACGCGUUGAGACCAAGCUGCUGCCGUGCGCUCCUCGAAGAUUGCACAAACUACAGCAGGGCUCCUCCGCCCCGUCUGCGAUUCGGAAGGCUGCGUGGGGAUCGCUUCGGGAGACCUGGCGCUGCAGCUCCCCACCUUAGCAGUCCGGUUACUCGUCUAGAUCCACGUUGGAAAGAGAAAGAGAGAGAGAAACUAAAAGUGCGGAGAUUCUGCAAAUCGCUGGCUGCUUUGGGGUAACAAAAGGACCCGAGUUACUGCCGACUGAGCACCCCCGGGAGCCGGGCUCGGAGCAGACGAGGUGCCCGGCGGCGCCCAUUUGGGGGCUUCUAACUCUUUCUCCGCGUAGCCCCCUUCCCGUCCCCUCCCCUCUCGUUCCCUUUUAAAAUCCGUGGCACGGAGGCGCCUGCAGCCGCACUCGCCAGCGACUCAUCUCUCCAGCGGGUUUUUUGUUUGCCGAGUGCGAUCCCCACACUCAUGAACAUACACAGGUCUACCCCCAUCACAAUAGCAAGAUAUGGGAGAUCGCGGAACAAAACCCAGGAUUUCGAAGAGUUGUCGUCUAUAAGGUCCGCCGAACCCAGCCAGAGUUUCAGCCCGAACCUCGGCUCCCCGAGCCCGCCCGAGACUCCGAACUUGUCGCAUUGCGUUUCUUGCAUCGGGAAAUACUUAUUGUUGGAACCUCUGGAGGGAGACCACGUUUUUCGUGCCGUGCAUCUGCACAGUGGGGAGGAGCUGGUGUGCAAGGUGUUUGAUAUCAGCUGCUACCAGGAAUCCCUGGCCCCGUGCUUUUGCCUGGCUGCGCACAGCAACAUCAACCAAAUCACCGAAAUUAUCCUGGGGGAGACCAAAGCCUACGUGUUCUUUGAGCGAAGCUAUGGGGACAUGCAUUCGUUCGUCCGCACCUGCAAGAAGCUGAGGGAGGAGGAGGCGGCCAGACUGUUCUACCAGAUCGCCUCGGCUGUGGCCCACUGCCACGACGGGGGGCUGGUGCUGCGGGAUCUGAAACUGCGGAAAUUCAUCUUUAAGGACGAAGAAAGAACUCGGGUCAAGCUGGAAAGCCUGGAAGAUGCAUACAUUCUUCGGGGAGAUGAUGACUCCCUCUCUGACAAGCACGGCUGCCCUGCUUACGUGAGCCCAGAGAUCUUGAACACCAGUGGCAGCUACUCAGGCAAAGCAGCUGAUGUGUGGAGCCUGGGAGUGAUGCUCUACACCAUGUUGGUGGGGCGGUACCCUUUCCAUGACAUUGAGCCCAGUUCCCUCUUCAGCAAGAUCCGGCGUGGCCAGUUCAACAUUCCAGAGACUCUGUCGCCCAAGGCCAAGUGCCUCAUCCGAAGCAUCCUGCGGCGGGAGCCCUCAGAGCGGCUGACCUCGCAGGAAAUUCUGGACCAUCCUUGGUUUUCUACAGAUUUUAGCGUCUCGAAUUCAGGAUAUGGUGCUAAGGAAGUGUCUGAUCAGCUGGUGCCGGAUGUCAACAUGGAAGAGAACUUGGACCCUUUCUUUAACUGAGCUUGUGCCCCACAGAGACUUAGUAGGUACCAGGAGCGAGAGAGGGCAGUGGAGAGUCCUUCCAGGGGACACGUAUCGCCUGGCUUGGUAGCAAGAAAGACACUGACACUCAAGUUUCUCGGUUCAAAGAAGGAGAACCUUCAAGGAGCUGACUGAACAUGUAGCAUGGGGGCGAGAGAUGCGGGGUGGGAGUCUGGGGUUGGUUCAGCAGGGCAGGUGCCCCUGGAGCUUCUCUUCCCUGACAUAGCCCCCUGGAGACCACCCCCAUCAGUUGGGCUGCUUCUGCCUACCCCACUUUUCAUUUGUCCCAAAAUAGUUGCAGAUCCCGACAGAAUCAAAACUCUCUGCCUCAAACACACAUCUUGGCAUCGCACUGUUAGCUUUUAACUUCUUGUCACGAUUCAGGGAAGGUACAAUUGGCCAAGGAUUUUUUUUUUUUUUUUUUUAAAAAAAACACCCCCCUAUUAUUAAUGGGGUUUAAUAAAAAAAAAAAAAAAAAAAAAUUCGGUGCACACAGACUGACCAGAAACCUGGGUGCUAAGCUAAAAGAAAAUAGAAGUCCAGUUUGUGUCUCCUUAAUUGCUCUUUUCAACUCAUUUCUUCUAAAUAAACUAUUUAAUAUCCUGGUCAGGAAAUAACAUGUUGAUGCUUUGCUCCCUGAAGGGGAAAAAAAAAAAAUCUGUCCUUUAACAAGCUAUUCUGUUCUGUGUCCAUGGGUUUGUGACAGGAAGCUAUUAGAAGUCAAACUUCUAGAUGCAUUAACUGCUAUCGUAGUUUAAAGAAACAAAAGAAAAAAAAAGGAAGGGAAAGGAAAAGAGAAAUUCACUCCCGAAUUUUUUUUCCUUCGAACGAUGAGGGCUGCCUCAUUGGGGGUCCUCUCUGCUGGGAUGGGGGCAACGGGGUGAGAUCAUGGGAGGUGCUUGGAGUCUGAAGCUUUUCCGACACUCUGGUCUCAGCUACACCUUUUGUCUUUGUUUUAUUGGAAACUGGUGAAACCAAGCAGGUUGUCCCACAUGUAUGAAAUACAGGGCAGCUAUUUCCUUUUCUUUAGGAAGAAUGAUCCUUUUGGCUUGGAAGGCCCUCUGGUUUGGACAAAAACCCUCGGUAGAGACAAGCGGCAAGAAAAAUCAGCUGGAAGCUAGGAUGAUAUAAAUAAAAACAGCUCUCUCUUAUCCCAAUACGCACCUUUGUAUUUUCAAGAAUUCUUCUAUUUAUUAAGGAAAAUGUCACAUUGUGAUGUAUUAAGCCAGUACUUCAAUUACGGGUUGACUUGGGAUGACAUGUUACAUGCUGUAGUUAACAUCUAUAUAUUUUUUCUUGUUUGAGUAUUUCUGUCCCUGAAAUAACCUUUUGUUUGGCUUUUCUAGAUAGCUUUAUUUGAUUUCGAGUGGCAAAUGUUUGUUUUUGUUUUUGUUUUUGUUUUUUAUUAUGGCUUUUCUAUUUGCUGUAUGAUACAGAACUCUUUUGGCAUAAAUAUUUGUGUUUCCAGUACCUCAGUUGUUUGGAUUUUACUGCCUGUAUGCGUUUUGUGAAAUGGUCAUGUUUUUGGGUAGGUAACACGUGGACUCUAGUAUGUAAAUGUUACUUGAAUCUGUGCUUCAUUAUAGUAUGUGGCAUGUGUGUGCAGAUCUUGGAUGCUUUAUGCCUGCUCAGCAGGAGCCCGGCCUUCACGUUCCCAGGAGGGCGGCUUAACCGUUCAUAGUCAGGAGACAAGGCGGCCAUGGAUUUGCCCUUGAUUCUAUUUUGAUAAUGGAAGAUACAAAGGAGAGAGUUUUUUGGUUUUGGGUUUUUUUGUUUGUUGUUUGUUGUUUUUUUGUUUUUUGUUAUACAUUCUGAAGAUGGUGCUGUGUCAAGAAGGACCCGUUUUUUCUUCCCCGGCCCCUAUCUUUUCAGUACCCCGUAGGAGGAAAGAUUGGUGAUGUGCAUGGUGGGAAUCUAUGGCCUCUGGUGCUUUGUCCUGUAUUUGGUUUAAUGUUUUUGUCCUAAUCUCUUCAAUCAAUAAAAUUGUGCGUAUUUAACUAAAA